Messenger RNA from Ostertagia ostertagi, 411 nucleotides. Lineage: Eukaryota; Metazoa; Nematoda; Chromadorea; Rhabditida; Trichostrongylidae. The record is from the annotation of a GenBank genome assembly.
GAACAACUACGAGACGGUGUUGGACGAUUUCUUGGUGACUAUUUCUUUACAUGUAGCCUCAUCGAAUUUGCUGAUAUAUUAGCGGACAAUGUAUAUGGUCCUGUGUAUAUGUACUACUUUACAAUGCGGUCCACUGCGAACCCAUGGCCGAAAUGGAUGGGAGUCAUGCAUGGUUAUGAGAUUGAGUACGCUUUUGGACAGCCACUGACCAGGCCGUCGCUCUACGACAAGGAAGCUGAAGUUCGUGGUAGAAUUUACCGUAUUACCGGAGUCACUGCAUACAAGGAAGGGCUAAGCGGUCUUUCUGAAUGCCGCGCUCGUCGUACACAGCCAGCUGCUGCUAUUCAAAGUACCAGUAGCGGUGUGAGCAGCCUCACUGCCACCAUGCUUGCUGUUGUCGUCGUUCUCGCU